AAAAAUUCCUGAAGCAUAUGAAACUUUGAAUUUAAGGGAUCAGAGGUGAUGAAUCUCUCUUGUUAGCAGAAAGUAUGAUUAUGCCCUCACUUGCUUCGUGCAAGGUAUUAACUUUGGUAAGACGUAAAUGUAUGCCUAAUUUGCCACCCUAAAGUUGUAUCUUUAUCUUCCUUCAAUAGCACUGAAGCCCAGGCAGCUUAGACUGUCUCAUUUUUCAUUAUCAGGGUUUCACAUGACUAAACCGGACAUGAUCCUCAAGUUGGAACAAGGAGAAGAGCUAUGGACAACAGGGAGAGUUUAUCCAAGUCACACCUACCUAGAAGAAGAUGGGAAAGCUGGAGAUGUUUUAGUGAAAUUCAGAGAAUACCAAGACAAGCAUUCCAGAUCAGGUGUAUUCAUCAAUCACAGAAAACUAAUUAAGGAAAGAAGUAAUGUUUAUGGGAAAACAUUCACUCUAGGCAAGAACCGUAUUACUUCAAAAACAACACUGUGUGAAUAUAAAACUGAUGGAAAAGUUUUGAAAAAUAUUUCGGAAUUAGUCAUUAGAAAUAUAAACCCUAUAAGAGAGAAGUUUGGUGAGACUAAUGGAUGGGAGAAAUCACUUCUCAAUACUAAGCAUGAGAAAAUUCAUCCUGCAGUGAAUCUCCAUAAACAAACAGAGAGGAGUCUCAGUUGUAAACAGGAGCUUAUUCAACAUCAAAAGGUCCAGACUCCAGAAAAACUAUUUGAACAUAAUGAAUGUGAAAAAUCCUUUCUUAUGAAAGGAACGUUAUUUACACACACUAGAGUUCACAGAGGUGGAAUACCGUUGGAAUACAAUAAAGAUGGAAUAGCCUACAUCCGGAAGUCAAAUAUUGAUGUCCAUCCACAAGCUCUUAUGGAAAAGAAGCCCUAUGCAUACAGUAAAUAUGGGAAAUUCUUCUGCAGGAAGUCUGUUUUUAUAAUGCAUGAGAGAUCGCAAACAGAGGAGAGACCCUUUCAGUGUCCUUACUGUGGGAAUGGCUUUAGGAGGAAGUCAUAUCUCAUUGAACAUCAGCGAAUUCACACGGGUGAGAAGCCUUAUGUUUGUAGUCAAUGUGGGAAGGCCUUCCGUCAGAAGACAGCCCUCACACUUCAUGAGAAAACACAUAUAGAGGGGAAACCCUAUAUUUGUAUUGAUUGUGGGAAGUCCUUCCGCCAGAAGGCCACCCUCACUAGACAUCACAAAAUACAUACAGGGGAGAAAGCCUACGCAUGUACUCAAUGUGGGAGUGCCUUUAGAAAGAAGUCAUACCUUAUUGAUCACCAGAGAACUCACACAGGAGAGAAACCAUAUCAAUGUAAUGAAUGCGGGAAGGCAUUUAUCCAGAAGACAACCCUCACUGUACAUCAGAGAACUCACACAGGAGAGAAACCCUAUAUUUGUACUGAAUGUGGGAAAUCCUUCUGCCAAAAGACAACCCUCACUCUCCAUCAGAGAAUUCAUACUGGGGAAAAACCCUAUAUUUGUAAUGAAUGUGGGAAGUCCUUCCGUCAGAAGGCAAUCCUCACUGUUCAUCAGCGAAUACAUACAGGAGAGAAAUCCAAUGGAUGUCCUCAGUGUGGAAAAGCCUUUAGUAGGAAGUCAAACCUCAUUCGCCAUCAGAAAACUCACACAGGUGAGAAACCAUAUGAAUGUAAAGAAUGUGGGAAGUUCUUCAGUUGUAAGUCAAACCUCAUUGUCCAUCAGAAAACUCACAAGGAGAAACUGUUGGAGUUUAGUAAAUGAUGUGACUUUUUUGGUAAAAACUUUUUAAGUCAUAGUAAACCCUAUACGCUAUAACAAUACUGUGCAGUUUAAGGUACUAUAUCACAUAUUUACCUACCGUUUGCUAGCUUAUAUAACAUAAAAAAUGAGUUACUAGACAAAUUAAUUGACAAAAGUCAUUGAAAAUUGAAAGUGACAAGCCAGAUUUUUUAUUAUUAGGUGAGGCAGAUAUAAACUUCCUCUGUCAAAUUGCUAGGAGCCCUGGUAGUGCAGUGGUUAGGAACUCAGCUGCUAACCAAAAGGUCAGCAAUUUGAAUCUACCAGCCGCUCCUUGGAAACCCUAUGGGGCAGUUCUACUCUGUCCUAUAGGGUCACUAUGAGUCAGAAUCAACUCAGCGGCACCGGGUUCUGUUUUUGGUUUUUUUCAAAUUUCUAUAAACAUUUAAAAUUGCUUAUUUCAAUACAUGUAUUCUUGUGAACCAGUAAUAAACAGUUGGCUCCAUGAAGUGUGAACUGUAUUUCUCAUUUCAGUAUGGAACAAAAAUUAGUUGUUACCUCCUCAAAGUUAAGCACAGUUCUGACUUCUAACAUUAUAAAUUAGUUUUCACAUAUUAUAAAACUAUAUAAAUUAGAAAAUACAUUAUGUAUAAGGAGCCCUCGUGGUGCAAUGGUUAAGUGCUUGGCUGCUAACCAGAAGUUUGCUGAUUCAAAC
Molecule: messenger RNA, 2438 nt
Organism: Trichechus manatus latirostris (Florida manatee)
Lineage: Eukaryota; Metazoa; Chordata; Mammalia; Sirenia; Trichechidae
Gene: ZNF382
Product: zinc finger protein 382
Exons: 2
Coding region: 233-1747 (504 amino acids)
Biological process (GO): regulation of DNA-templated transcription
Cellular component (GO): nucleus
Source: RefSeq, a predicted model, not a curated record